Messenger RNA from Talaromyces marneffei, 1203 nucleotides. RefSeq lists its product as uncharacterized. Gene Ontology annotation, molecular function: antiporter activity. Gene Ontology annotation, cellular component: Golgi apparatus; endosome; trans-Golgi network. NCBI's taxonomy places the organism in Eukaryota, Fungi, Ascomycota, Eurotiomycetes, Eurotiales, Trichocomaceae. The transcript is spliced from 5 exons. The record is from RefSeq and is a predicted model, not a curated record. The coding region runs from base 1 to 1203 and encodes 400 amino acids.
AUGAGCUCCGAUAACGAAAAGGCCCGUACCUCUGGCGAGGUCUCUCGCCCAGAGCCUGUUCUGCCCACCGUCAACCCGGAAGCACCCAAGUCGGAGCCUCCCAAGGCUGCUUUGCACCCUGCUUUCUAUGUCGGUACCUGGAUUGCUUUGAGUUCCAGUGUCAUUCUGUUCAACAAACAUAUUUUGGAUUACGCUCAAUUCCGCUAUCCUAUUUUCUUGACAACAUGGCAUUUGGCCUUCGCAACCCUCAUGACCCAGAUCCUCGCCCGCACAACCACCUUGCUUGAUGGCCGCAAGACCGUCAAGAUGACUGGUCGCGUCUACCUCCGUGCUAUCGUUCCUAUCGGUCUCUUCUUCAGUCUGAGUUUGAUCUGCGGUAAUGUCACCUAUCUGUACCUCAGCGUCGCUUUCAUCCAGAUGCUCAAGGCCACUACCCCUGUCGCUGUCCUAUUCGCUACUUGGGGUUUGGGAAUGGCUCCUGUCAACUUGAAGGUGCUUAUGAACGUCUCAGCUAUUGUCGUCGGUGUUAUCAUUGCUUCCUUUGGUGAGAUCAAGUUCGUCUUUAUCGGCUUCUUGUUCCAAAUCGGUGGUAUCAUCUUCGAGGCUAUUCGCUUGGUCAUGGUUCAGCGCUUGUUGAGCUCUUCUGAAUUCAAGAUGGACCCUCUUGUCUCUCUCUACUACUUUGCUCCGGUUUGCGCUGUUAUGAACGGUGUUACUGCUCUUUUCCUCGAAGUUCCCAAGAUGACCAUGGGCGACAUCUACAACGUUGGAUUGCUUACCCUCUUGGCCAACGCUAUGGUCGCUUUCAUGUUGAACGUUUCCGUUGUCUUCUUGAUUGGCAAGACUUCUUCAUUGGUCAUGACCCUCUGCGGUGUCUUGAAGGAUAUUCUUCUUGUCGCUGCUUCCAUGGCUAUCUGGCACACUCCCGUUACCGGCCUUCAGUUCUUCGGUUACUCCAUCGCCCUCGGUGGUCUCGUCUACUACAAGCUCGGCGGUGAAAAGCUCAAGGAAUACUCCAGCCAGGCCCAGCGCUCUUGGGCCGAAUACGGUAGCACCAACCCUGGCCAGCGUCGUCUCGUUAUCAUUGGCGCCGUCGUCGUUGGAUUCUUCUUAUUUGUUGGAGCUCUUGCUCCCAGCUAUGCACCAGAUUCUGUUGACCACAUUCGCGGUGCCCUCGGUGGUGCAUCAGCCGGCCGCGUUUAA